Exophiala dermatitidis NIH/UT8656 is the source of this 2544-nucleotide messenger RNA. RefSeq lists its product as uncharacterized. The transcript has 3 exons. The record is from RefSeq and is a predicted model, not a curated record. The coding region runs from base 1 to 2544 and encodes 847 amino acids. NCBI's taxonomy places the organism in Eukaryota, Fungi, Ascomycota, Eurotiomycetes, Chaetothyriales, Herpotrichiellaceae.
AUGGACCUUCUCACGCGCCUGAUUGCAGGCUCAGGUACAUCCCCAACCAAGCAGCGCACCAACACACCUGCGGAACGCCUCGCGACUUGUAAGAGUAUCUGCAAUGCAUUGAAUCAAACCUGGCGCAACGGCAGCCUUGAACGCGAGGACGAUGUCGCCCUGGCAUACACCACGAAACUCCUCCAACGUUUGGAAACGAUCCUCCAGGACGAGUCGCGGAGAGCGGCACCUCACUCCUGCCUACGAUAUGUCACCUCGAGUCAAUCGUACAUUAUAGUCACGAAACUGGCACUCUCCUGCAGGCACGUCGACAUACUCAAGACAGCGGCGCAGUUGUUCCAUAUUCUUAUCAAUGGCGAAGCGGAGGGACUGCUGGACAGCAAACUAUUUGCGAGGUCCUUACUGGAUUUGGUCUGGUAUGCCACAAUAGGAGGAAGACUCAUUGUUGAGGAACGCUUGGAGACGGAUUUGGUUGAACUCCUGUUCGAGAUCGCUACAAAGAUCAGAUUGGACCCAGAUAUCCUGCCCGCCUGGUUCUACCCAGACCGCGAGGUACCCCAGGGCCGGAACGCUGCAGAUGACCCGAGGAAGAGUCAAUUUCCCCUGUUCCACGUGCUCGUACAAUAUGUCCACCAUGACGGCUCGGUGGGCGACUUUGCCCGCACGGCAUUACUGUACUUGACGGAAACGGCGUCGAAAUUCCGACCUCUGGAGACCUGGAUGAUUGAAAGCGAUCUAGCACCUCAGAUGGCUAGUGGUCUAGGUGCUCUAUACAGCAGGUUGAGCAGACAGUCCACGCACUUCAUCAGCCAAACAUCGACGCCUCCUAUCGUCGCUUUAUCGGACGCUCCGCAGACCACGGUUGCGCCGGCCGAAUCGCCUUCCGACGGGCAGCAGGAUCUCAAGGCUUUCUUUUCAUACCUGGCAUUUUGGCAGGAUACAUUGAGUCAUUGUAAAUCCGUUGAGGUCAGUGAUACAUUGUUGGACCAUUUUCAGGUGCUUUUUGUCCAACAGCUGCUGUAUCCUUCUCUACUCGAGUCGUCCGACGUUGAAGGUGGCUCCACUGCUGCGGUUAUAACACAUCUCUCACGGAUCCUCCUUGCUCUUGACCAUUUCCAGCUUGUGGACCGUAUUCUACGAUACCUUCUGGCUUCUCCGGCCGCUCUGCAAGAAUCCAAGGAGAAAAGCCAUCGACGGCAGCGCAUGUCUGUCAGUCGAAGGAAGUCGAUAGAUCACUUGAAGACCAUGGCGGAGUAUGCUGAUAGCCCUUCACCGAACCUCUUCAACCUCCUCGACUUAAUGGAAAUAAGCCUGAAAUCAAGUCAUUCGGAGACUGUUAGUGCUUGCCUCAAGCUGCUGUCUGUUCUCCUCCACAAACAACAUUAUCAUGUUGCUGUUGCUCCAAGCCUAUUCAAGCUUGAGCCUGCCCCAAACGCUGCUGGUCGAUAUGGGGUUGACGAGUUUAACAGUCAGCUUUGCAGACUGUUUGACGAGGCAGCAGCCAUAGCCACCCAUGAGGACAUGGACGGAUCCUAUCAGGCUGCUUUGUUGGAUGCUCAGACCCUUCUGGAGCAGCAUAGCUGUUAUCUGACGCGCGAGCCAGAUACUGAGACGUCAGACAGGCACAUGCUGUCCAUCGGCCGGAAUAGCAGGCUUUACGACGCCUUGAUCACUUUACUGCAGAACUUCUUCGCCAACGACACUGUCACUAAUCUCUACCUAACGGAAUUUUUGAUAUCCAUGGCCGCGUGCGAGCAAAUAGAUCUCCAUUCUUGGCUCCUUCCAUCCCAAAAGGGAGGUUCCAUCGAAGAAGAUUCUGCAGACAAUACCACCUUUGUUCUUGGGGAAUUGGUCGAACAAGUCAGGCAGUGGCGGUCUCAGUUCCCUCAAUGGGAUGACUUGAUUCAGGAAAGAAGAUUGGAACUGUUGGAAGAGGACCGGCAGAGCCGACAAACAAAAGAUGCAGGAUCGAAGAAGAGGGGAGAGUCGCCCAGAAGCUCCAACUCUCCUCUGCCUCCGCGACCGUCAACUCCAAGAGGAAGCAGGAUCAUCACGACAGAGUUUGGUUCAAUAGGCAGUACGUUGUCGAAGGCUGGGAGUCCAAAGGCACCCGCUGCGGAACGUGCAAGCAGUCGAUCGUCUUUCCGCCGACCAUUACAACCUGCAGAGGCUAAUGUGCAAGGAAAUGAUGCUGCUGCACAACAACAGUUGUCCGCUUCAAGCUCGUUACUAAAGACACAAGUCACCUUAAUGAGCCUAAGACCACCCGAAGAGGCUUCGGCAUCCUUGCCCCUCCACGCUGGACGCCAGCAAUCUCCCACUCCCCAGCCUGGCUUGCGUGUUGCUACUGUGAGCAACGAAGACUCGGGGACUGUCACCCCAGGUGGUGAGGGCGCUCAAGCAAUACGAACUCAAGCCAGUCUGAGUCAUAUAAUGACGAACGCCAUCAUACUUCAAGAAUUCAUUCUUGAAAUCGCCGCCGUGGUGCAGCUGCGGGCAACUUUCUUCGACGAAGUCCAAUUCAAGGCUCCGACUACUGAAUGA